AUGAAACGAUUAUUCGGGGUAAUUAUUCGGACAUAUAUAAAGUAUAAUAAAAAAUUUAAUUUUAAGUUUUUUAUUCCUGAGACUUUAGAAAUGCUAAAUUGUUUUGAAAUGAAUUGCAGACCGGCACUGCUUACAAUGCUGAAUACUUCAAUAAAAGAAUUUAAAAAUUUAGAAACUCAAGAGAAGGUAGUGAAUUUAUUAGAGGCGUCCAAGACUCUUGGCCUAUAGACUUGACUCAGGACUUUCCUUGGGGUCUUGGUCUUCAUGUUCUUAGGGAGAGUCUUGGGUCUUGCGGUCCAAUUUUGAUUUUGGUCUUGCGGAUUGGAAAACUUUCGUUCUUGAGCAUUACUAUUUAAUUUUUUUUAUUAUUAUACAGCUCGAAUUGUUCGACUCCUGCUUUAACCAAUUAAAUUUCCUAAAUUGUCUCAAUUUAACAAUUACCAAUUUUCACUCGGAAAAUUAUCUUGUUGAUAAAUUUAUGCUAGCCUAUGGCCAUUUGUUUGAUUUUGGGUUUGCUGAUAAAAUAAUUAAUUAUUGGGUGAAGGAUAUGCUAAAUAAAGAGGAUUAUU
Meloidogyne enterolobii is the source of this 569-nucleotide messenger RNA. NCBI's taxonomy places the organism in Eukaryota, Metazoa, Nematoda, Chromadorea, Rhabditida, Meloidogynidae. The record is from the annotation of a GenBank genome assembly.